Molecule: messenger RNA, 783 nt
Organism: Notechis scutatus (mainland tiger snake)
Lineage: Eukaryota; Metazoa; Chordata; Lepidosauria; Squamata; Elapidae
Source: RefSeq, a predicted model, not a curated record
ACCUGAAUGACUGAGGAUACAUUUCUUAUUUCCCCCCGAUCUGUGAUGCUGCCGAAGCCCAACUUGCGUUUCUCUCCUCACGAGCCUGGAGGAAAAGCUUUGGCUGUCAAUCCCCUAUGCUCUCUAAUCUUCAUCCUCUUCAGAAACAAGGAUUUUCAAGAGGUGACGCUGGAGAAGGAUGGCCAGACUCUGCUGCACUUCGCCCUGGCGUAUGGAUUUCGGAACAUCCAAAACUUCGUGCAGAAACUGAAACGCGGAAAGCUGCCCUACCAUUAUGUCGAGGUGAUGGCUUGUCCCUCAGGGUGUUUAAAUGGAGGGGGGCAGAUCAGAGCGGAAGGAGAAUCCAGCAAAGAUCUGCUCCAUCGUGUGGAGGGGCUCUAUGAAACGGCCCAGCCAGAAGACCCCGAGACGAAUGAAACCAUCAGCGACCUCUACGACCAGUGGCUUGGGGGCCCCACUUCUCAACAGGCUCAGAGUCGCCUCCAUACACAAUACCACGCGGUGGAGAAAGCCAGCACAGGCUUUAAUAUUAAGUGGUAAAUUGGCUCAGCUCGUGUAGCACAACAGCAAUGCACGGGUCCCCAACCCCUAGGCCACAGCCCACAACCAAGCCAUGGCCUAUUCGCAACCAGGCUGCGCGAAUGGCAGACUGGCUGGCAUGCAUGUGCAGCUCAACUUGCACAUGCGGCACGCAUGCGCAGCUUGCAACCAAGUUCUGUGUGUGUGCGGGCCCAUCGCUUGUGCAGCCCAGUUCUCCCCCCCAAGCUGGGCCACCAAGUUGCA